CUUGUUGAGUCUUCAAUUUCUCUGUAGUUCUAUCCUUUUUGAACAUUUGGACUUUUCUUACUUCUUUUGUUUUCUGUUAUGUCACCAACUAACAGCAAAUUAUCCCCUUUCUUGCUCUAGUAUUUCACAUACACUUACACAUUCCCAUGCAUGCGACAUAAUAUUGAGGUGAAUGACAUGCAAUACUCGAGCUGAACAUCGUCGUUAAAGUCCAACUAAGUCCCUUUUCGCUGCAUAAUUUCAAUUUAUUGGUAUCACCUUCUUGAAAGGUCGCUAGCGCUACACAAUGGUAAAUUCUUCACAGAAUCUACAGGCGCCAGCCUCCAGCGGUGCCCGUCCAAAGCGGUCUCCGGGGCGGGGGGGCAACACAGCAGCCACGUCUUCUAAAUCCGUCCCCACUACCGUGAACCAGAUUCCUGCAGAGCUCUCAAGCGACCCAUCGUCGAAGUUGUGCGUGAUCAAGAUUGGCACGUCUUCGCUAAUGACCGAGGACAGCCGGAUCAAGCUGCCUUCUAUCGGCCGAUUGAUCGAGACAAUUAUGAAACUGCGAAAAGAGGGCCAUCGCGUGGUGUUGGUAAGUUCCGGCGCGCAGGGCUGCGGGCGCAUAAAGCUCGGACUAGCGUUUCGUCCUACCAGUGUGAGCGGGAAGCAAGCCGUCGCGGCGGCGGGACAGGCCUACUUGAUGCGAAUCUACGAGGACCUCUUCGAAAUUGCUUCAGGAGGCAAGCAGAAAGUGGCGCAGUUGUUGAUCACAAGGCGCGAUUUUAGUAGUUUUGUGUCGUUCUCCAACAUCAAGAGCACCGUAGAGGAGCUCUUACGAUGGAACGUAAUUCCUAUCAUCAACGAGAACGAUGCCGUUCACCCAACGACGGGUCUGCACGAGAAAUUCGGCGAUAAUGACCAGCUUGCAGCGUUGACUGCAAUCAAUUUAGAGGCCGACUGGCUCUUCUUGCUCACGGACGUCGACUACGUUUACACGAGCAAUCCCACGACAGAUCCCAACGCGCGACCCAUCUUUGAGGUCACUGACCUGAAAGAGCUACAAAAAGUGGUCGAGACCUCGCCGGCACCUGCACAGCCAAGCAUUGCGGCAACGCCCCACAUGCCAGCAGCAGCUGAAGGAGCGGAUGCGGAUAAAGCUUCCGUGACGGAGGUGGCAAGCGUGGAGCAGAGAUCGGGAUCUGCUGAAUCGUGUGCGGCUUCGGCUAACACUGCAGCGAACUCAGCGGCGCAGCAGCAAGCAGGCGGCGGCAGUACCUGGGGUACGGGUGGCAUGCAAACGAAGCUAGUUGCUGCGAAAUUAGCCUCGGUCGCUGGCAUUGAGUGCGUGCUAGUUAACGGUGCUGUCCCAGAACGCAUUCUAGCGUUCCUCCAAGCAGCACGUGCGCAGAGCGCGGAGCCCCAGCAAGACGCAUCCAGCACAACUGGUCCAGCAACCUCUAGCUCUUCUGCAUCCUCCAGUAGUGCUCCAAAAUUGGCAUCCUCCCGUUCUCGAAGCAACUCCCUUGUCUAUCUUCAACAGCAACAGCAAGCUUCUUCGGUCGGCGGAGCACAGUCAACGGGCUUGGUAGGCACAUUUUUCCAUGCGAACCCUUCGGUAUCGACGCUACGAUACCAAAGGCGUUGGAUAUUGGCUUUACCCCCGAAGGGGAAAAUAUUUGUGAAUCACGGCGCGGCACAAGCUUUGCUGAAGAAGAAGUCGCUCUUUGCCGUGGGCGUGGUAGCUGUGGAAGGCGAUUUCCUGGUAGACGACUGUGUCGAGAUUUACCAGGUCUCUUCGAGCUCCACGUCCCCCGUUGUUAAAGUGACUGCAACUCCAAAAAUUGUGGACCUCAGGCAGACAGGUUCAACAGUUGGAAUAGCAGCCUCGAUAGCGGACUCUCCAGCCUCAGAGUCGGAGACGGAACAGCACGAAGUAGUGAGCCCCAAAACUGGUGUAAUGAUGAACAAUUACACGGCGGUAUCAAAUGACCAUAAUGACAAGGGCACGCACCAAACGCAAACAGACGGAAAUAAUAGUAAAGGCGGUACUUCUACUAGUUCUUCUCACAAGGGUGACGCCAAGUCCUCGAGGUCGCGUCGCGGAGGCCGUCGACGAGGCGACUCAGAGGAAAGCGCCCGAAGCGCAAGGAGCGCCAAGUGCGGGGCCGCACAAAAUUUGUCUGCAGAAGCUGGCUCCCCCGUUGUCGAACCGUCUGAGCAAUUUGCGCAGGCAAUCGUUGAAUUCACAAGUCAGGAAAUCCGGAAGAUCAUGGGUCUCCGCUCCGCCGCAUUUGAAGCACGAAUAGGUUACGCGGCGAACCCUGAAGUCUGUCAUCGGGAAAACAUUUUCCUCUUACAUUAGAUUCUGGAAGACAGCAAUUUGCUGAUGUGAACAAAGUUCAUCCUGAGGCAGAAAAUGAAAUAACAGCCCUUAUCCUAUACAUAGCUGUAACCCUUCAGCCUCAAAAACUUUGGUCGUCCUGAAGAAGUAUGUCCUAU
This is a messenger RNA of Amoebophrya sp. A25, 2481 nucleotides long. The record is from the annotation of a GenBank genome assembly. Lineage: Eukaryota; Dinophyceae; Syndiniales; Amoebophryaceae.